CCAUGGCUCCCGCAGGGUCUCCUAUCAGAGCAACGCUCGUUUGCGUCUGUUUGUCCGUUUAAAGAGCACGCAUUCCUCCCGUCCCGCCUGUCUGCGGAUCUCGAACCCAUCGCAUUCCUUCAGUUGCCUGGUUUGUCUCGUGGUAUUUCAUCCAACGCCCCUCCUCUUUCUCUGCCUUUCGCCGCCCGAUCUCUCAUCACCUUCAACUCUCUCACUAUCUUCAACAGAGUGACGGACGACCCGUCCUGGAUCCACUACCACUGCCCUAGGGCGAAUCACUUGGCCAUCUAUCACCUACCUGCUCUCACAACCCACAACGAAAAUAUGCAGCUGCCGACGGUUCUCUCACUGGCUCUCACCAUGGUCUCUCUUGGUGCCUUCGUCCAGGGCAGACCGCUCCCCUGCCCAGAUGAGAAGCGCGAUGACAUCCUCAACGGCAAGGCCAGCCCCGAGAUCUGCUGCUCGUACGGCAUCUGCAAAGGCGAUGUCGUGAUCACGAGCGGCUGAAGGGGCCAGCCUUAACUCGAGGAACCUUCGGUGGCAACGCAGAAAUAAAUGCCACUUCGCAAAGCAACAACAACGGCAUCAAAGCGUCGACUGUACCGCCAUCUGGUCUUACUUUCUAGAAUCACCACCAUACCAUAUGCAUACAUCGGCGUUCAAACAGGUUAACAAAUCAUCAUUAAAGGCGUUGAGCGCAACCAAGGCCCAUCCCCCCCUCUUCUCCCCACCCAACCCUCGGAAUGGGUUGGGGUGACUCUUUUCCUUCGUCGAAUGGAAGAACAUGCGUUCAAGUUGCCUUUUUGGGAUUGGGCGGGGGGAUGCGAGAUACGCAGUUGCCGGGCAAUUACUUAGCCUACCACUCGGCGUCUUUGAAUCUUUGGUCAACGAAUGGGAUGACCGGGGGCACUUCCGCACCGCCCGCUGGACUCAGGAGCGUGAGGCUGUAGCUGGGGAGCCCCAUUGGCACCACGGAAUGGCCGUUUGGCCUUUUAUUGAGUACGGGAGCGCACGAUGAACUGGACUUAUUUGCUGAAUGUUGAUGGGUCUGUAGGGGCAAGAACCGUUCAGGUCACCCGCGAGGACGAGGCUUUACAUACAGAGACGAGCGUGCCCGCUCUCUCUAUCUCUCUCUCUCUCUCUCUCUUUUCUACACACACACAUGCACACAUUUACUGGUGUUGGAAAGCUGUCACGAGAAUUGAAAAGCAGCAUCAUGAACUCAUGUAAUACGAGCCAUACCGUCAGCCACAGCCUCAAAUGAAUACAGACAAAGAAGAUUGAACAAGCUAGA
Colletotrichum destructivum is the source of this 1294-nucleotide messenger RNA. RefSeq lists its product as uncharacterized. The record is from RefSeq and is a predicted model, not a curated record. NCBI's taxonomy places the organism in Eukaryota, Fungi, Ascomycota, Sordariomycetes, Glomerellales, Glomerellaceae. The transcript has 2 exons. The coding region runs from base 325 to 507 and encodes 60 amino acids.